Messenger RNA from Salvia hispanica, 1652 nucleotides. RefSeq names its product putative protein S-acyltransferase 17. Gene Ontology annotation, biological process: peptidyl-L-cysteine S-palmitoylation; protein targeting to membrane. Lineage: Eukaryota; Viridiplantae; Streptophyta; Magnoliopsida; Lamiales; Lamiaceae. The record is from RefSeq and is a predicted model, not a curated record. Gene Ontology annotation, molecular function: protein-cysteine S-palmitoyltransferase activity. Gene Ontology annotation, cellular component: endoplasmic reticulum; Golgi apparatus.
CGACUCAAAUAAACUGCUUCAUCAGUCUAAUUUGAGAAUGUUGAAUUCGGACAAACCAAAGUUUAGGCUAAUUUCUCAACUAAUCCCGACCAUCUAAAUUUCAAUUUCAAAUUGAACAUUCAUCCCUUUUGUGCUGAAACCCAAUUUGAUGGCACUCCAAUGGCUGCUGGUGUGCCAUGGAUUAGCGACGCUGUUGGUAGUGGUAUCAUUCCUGUGUGGUCAGUGGCCAAUUUUUGAGGGCACCUUCAUCCAGCGCUUCCACUUGUUCCUCACUUUCGGCGCCUACGACUAUUUCCGCCGAUUUGUGCUCUUCUCUUGCGGCUCUAGGGCCGUCGAUGCGCUUCACUCUGUUGAGUACUUCUGCUGCGACCGUCCCAACCCUAUCAUACAGUUGAUAUAUUUGUUAAUUAUUGGAUCAACGUAUUACAUCAUUGCAAAGUCAUCCUUUGUCUACAUUCCAGGGUAUUAUAUAAGUGGAAUGCACAGGUAUACAAGCUUCUUGGCAGUUGGAGUGGGUAUUAUCCUCUUUCUGUUGACUAGCUUUUCUGAUCCAGGGGUUGUGAAAUCUUCCAAUGUUUCUCUGUACCUCUCUGCUUAUCCAUACGAUAACAUUAUCUUCACAGAGAAAGAGUGUGGUACAUGCAAAAUUCCUAAACCUGCUAGGUCAAAGCACUGCAGUAUAUGUGAUCGCUGUGUUGCUCGUUUUGACCAUCACUGUGCAUGGAUGAACAAUUGCAUAGGAGAGAGGAACAACAGAUACUUCGUGGCAUUUAUUCUUUGGCAUUUCCUCAUCUGCAUGUAUGGAAUUCUUGCGCUUGCAUUAAUUCUUGCUGGUAGGCUGAAAGACUUGCAAGUUGUCCACAUUCUAACAGUUUAUUAUGGCAUUGAAAAUUCUUACAGAGAGUUGGCCCCACUUGUUUUACAGUGGUUGUUGAACUCCCAUAACACACAAAUCCUUGUUAUGGUGUUUCUGGCUGUUAUUGCUCUGCUAUUAGCUGGUUUCUUCACAUACCAUGCCAAACUCUGUCUUACAAACACUACUACAAAUGAGAGCUUUAAAUGGCAAGAGUACCUGAGCUGGCAGAGGAAGGUGAAUGAGGCGAAGACGAGUGCCGAAGCUCUAAAAGCUAGUUUAGGCGAACUAAAUCAAGAAAAGAAGCCUCGGGAGAGCAAAUGGAAGACAUUCUUUAGAAGAUCUCGUCUGGAAGAGAUACAAGUGGUUAAAAACAACAUAUAUGACAAGGGAUACCUUCAUAAUAUCUAUGAGGUGGUUGUUCCCUUCUCAUCAAGGCGAUCAUUCUUACUGAUGAAAUCAAAAUCAGGUUAACUCUCUCCUUGAUUCGAUGUAUCUUGAUUUUUGCUAGCCACGCGCAUUGCAUCCAUCCGAACUUAAUCCUCACUUAUAUCUAGGUCAUUUUUGUUACUGCAGUCUUGUUUUCAAUUUUCUUUGCUGGAAGAUUACUUUUGAGUGUUAUAGAUGGAGUAGAAAAGAGAUAGAGAUAUAUUUUGGAGUAUUAACAAUACACCUUCCAACUUAGAAAACUUAAUCGUCAAAGGAUGUAAAUUUGUAUUUUAUGUAACAAACAGUUGUAAAUGGAUUUGUACUUCAUGGGCUGUUACAGCUAGCAAUUUUAUGAUCUCUUAUAAAUUAA